AUGAUCAAAUCAUUGUCUCGUCGCAUCUGGAGACUGCCACGUUCUACUGAACUCGCCAUGCGAUGUUCCGGUUCGUUGCUGGUAGGUCAACAAACGUCUACACCACCACUCAAUCCUAUAGAACUACCCUUUCCACUGAGUAUCCCACGAAAAAUUUCACCACCUGAGCUUCCACAAUCAUUGCGUGUUGAUGUUGAUGGAAAGUGUAUUAUCGAGUACAUCGACGUCAAGCCAAAGAUAUUAAAUGCGACAACGCCAACGGUGGUCGUAAUUCACGGUACUCCUGGAACGUAUCGAGAUUUUCGCCACCUCAUUCCGCUGCUUAAAGGCCGUGGCGUUCGAGUCAUUGGUGUCAACAUACCAGGAUCUGCAGGCUCGACAAUCCUCGACACGAGCAACUACUACAAGCAUAUUAGCUCGAUUUCUUCUGCUCAACUUACGUUAAAAGCACUGCAACAUGUUCUUAAAGACUCUCACAAUGUAUUUAUGCUUGGUCAUUCGUUUGGAAGUCACACAGCUGUGCACCUGACAGCAUUUAAUGAUGGCGAGCAAAAAAUCCAGAUCAAAGGCCUAGUGUUCUUUGCCGGAGCAGGACAUCGCCCUCAUCGAGCCUUAAAGCCUCGUUUUAACGACAUCGUAUAUCAAUCACUACAAUCUGGAGUUCCCAUAAUCGAAAGUAUAGCGAAAUGGUUUACUCGACAAUUGUUUUUGCAAGUGUACAAAUUUCCAGACAUGAAGUUUCCAAAUUAUUUUACUACUGGAAUCGUGCGUUGUGCCACGGCUGAUUAUGAAUUAUAUGCUGAGCAUCUUAAGAAAAACCAAGCACUUCCAAGUUUUCUCGCCUGGGCUAAAAAUGAUAUUUUUCUCGAGGAGGAGAUUGUUCUGGACGUUAGCGCUGAAUGCCAUCCAGGCCCUCGACUGGCUUUUAAAAAAGGUGGACAUAAUAUACAGAAGACUAGAGCUACGGUAUUGGCCGCCAAGCUUACGGACUGGAUGAACGACGUCAUUGAAGGAAAAGGGCAAAAGGAAGCAUAUUCAACUGAAGUUGAAACUCAUCCUUAA
Molecule: messenger RNA, 1062 nt
Organism: Plasmopara halstedii
Lineage: Eukaryota; Oomycota; Peronosporomycetes; Peronosporales; Peronosporaceae
Product: serine protease family
Exons: 1
Coding region: 1-1062 (353 amino acids)
Source: RefSeq, a predicted model, not a curated record